Messenger RNA from Hyposmocoma kahamanoa, 2721 nucleotides. Its product is annotated as zinc finger protein 260-like. Gene Ontology annotation, cellular component: nucleus. The transcript is spliced from 2 exons. Gene Ontology annotation, molecular function: DNA-binding transcription factor activity, RNA polymerase II-specific; RNA polymerase II transcription regulatory region sequence-specific DNA binding. NCBI's taxonomy places the organism in Eukaryota, Metazoa, Arthropoda, Insecta, Lepidoptera, Cosmopterigidae. The record is from RefSeq and is a predicted model, not a curated record. Gene Ontology annotation, biological process: regulation of transcription by RNA polymerase II. Bases 135 to 1556 code for a protein of 473 amino acids.
UUUUACAAUAAAAAAUUUAUUAACCUUCCAUUUUUGCUCUUUGGUCUCAACAAUUUUCGUUAGGGUGUUGUUUAUUGGCAUUGAAAUGUUUUUAAUUUUAUGUUUGGAAAUUGAAAUACAAAAGUAAUUUCAAAAUGCUACUACAUCUAAAAAACGCUUUAUCGAAAAUAAUACAUGGCGACGAUAACUUCUGCUGUUUAUGUUUUCAAAACUUAGAUGAUAAAUCGUUUGGUAUCACCGAUAAAGUAUUUAUCGACGAAAAUGAGAAUAUGCAGGAAGUUUCUGUUUUAUUGAGAUACAUCUUCGGCGAAGCGUUCUUAGACGCAAUGUCCAAUUUUAUCGCCAUAUGUAAGUCUUGUAAGCUUUCCUGUGUGCUCAGCUACAAAUUUAUCAAAACGUGCAAACAAAACUGUGAGGAUCUUACUAGUGCUAUAGACAGCAUAUCGGAUUCCUUUCAAAAUACUAUUCCAGAUAUUAAUUAUUACGAAAACCUCUAUGUCACUUUGAAUGUUAAAGAUUUUACAAGUCAACAGUAUUAUGACGACAGACGGCUCAAACGGUCGCAUGUUAGUAGUAGACUUAAUCAACUAGCUCUUACAAUGAAAGAAGAUGGAUCUGAAAUCAAAGUAAAAUCAAAACGUAGAUGUGAUUCAAUAAACUACGAUAUACCUGAAAUUCCAACUGAAGAAAUUAGUUUAAACAUUAGAGAUUCAGAAAGUUAUCUUUGUACAAUAUGUAACAGGAAUUUUCACUCUGAAUCUAAAAUAAGGAGACAUUUCUUUAAACUUCAUUAUUCAAGAGAUUUUAAAUGUACUAAAUGCCCCAGAGCCUUUAUUACAGAACAGCUGCUAAAACAACAUGAGAUUGAUUUGCACAAAAGUGGAGUUUGUAAGGAAUGUGGCAAGUAUUUUUGCAACAAGUAUGUUUUGAAAAAGCAUGAAUUAAACCACAAUCUCAGAGUAAUAUGUUCAGAUUGUGGCAGAGUAUAUCGAAGUAAAGAGGCUUUUAAUAAUCAUAAAAGAGAUAAAGUAUGUCAACAGAAAUCUAAGAAAUCAUCUAAAGAUGGAGAGUAUCAAUGUGAUCAUUGUAAGAAGACAUACUGUACUAAAGCCUAUUUGGCCAAACACUUGAAAUACGAACAUGGAACAGCUGAAGGAUUCCGGUGUAGUUAUUGCAACAAACAGUUUUAUUCAAAAAGCAAGCUUGAUACUCAUAUUGUAAAACAUACACAAGAAAAGAAGUUUGCUUGUGAAAUUUGUAAUAGACGGUUUGGUACACAAAUGGCAUUGGUAUACCAUACACGUCUUCACACUGGGGAAAAACCAUAUAGUUGUGAAUUCUGUAAUGCAGCGUUCAUAUCUGCUUCUCGGCGCUUGGAACAUAUGAGAAGACAUCAUAUGGAACCUAACUUAGAAUGUGACAUUUGUCACAGCAAAUUUAAGGCCACUGGAUCUCUGUUGAAACAUAAGAAAAGACAUUUCAAUCCCAAGAGUAGACUGAAUGCAUCUAGAUUUUUACAAAAACCUGACGGUAAUAGUGUUGAGGUGUACAAAUGAUUUCCCAUUAUUGCUCUUUACUCAACCUGUAGACGACAAUAGUUCAAUGAUUCUCCCAAAACUGAACAACUGUGUUUUGACUCAACAAUUUUAAGAAAAAUCUAUUUUUUAAAUGAUAUGUGUAUUGGACAAACUGUGGUUAGCGACACUCUCAACAGUUGUAGUGUCACUUUAAGAGUUUUAAAUUGCAAAGUUAUGAGAAGACUGCCACAGUACAUGUCACCCUAAGACAAAAGUUGACAAGUCCCAUGUAUCCUUUCUUUCAUCCUUCAAAUAUGGAACAUAGCAAUGCUCACGUUACUACUUGACAUCAGAAAAAGGAACUCCUCCGAUACGAAAUGAAUAUAGUCAGUAGAAAAACGUAAAGUCUAAAGAAGCUUAACAUACUAACAGGAGCCAAUUACAAAGACAACAGCAAAAGGCACAACAAGAAAGUAGCGGAUUAUCCAAAAAGUAGUGGAUUAUCUGACUACUCAAGUACUAAAGACUGCUUAGAUAGAGAUGAAACAGGACUGAUUUAGAAAAAAAUCCAAACCAAUGAUAUACAUAUGUUUUCAUUACUAAAGUUUAUAUUGAGUGGUCAGAAAAAUAUAAGAGAACCAAGGUAUAAAUAAGAAAUUUAAAGUAUGUUUGUUUUACUAGGUCAAUUCUGUCCCUUAAAAGCUGAAACUCUGUAAGUCUCUUUGAGCCAAGUGGGACUUAGUCAGUUUCAUCUUUAAUUAAUAGCCUUCAAUAAUUUAUCUAUUAAUUAAUCAAUGAAAACUUUUUAUACUGAAAAAAUAGUUCCUAUUAAAAUAAAGACAUUAAUCUUCACUUCACAAAAUUAACAACAAAAUCUAUGUCAGGGCAUUGUUUCCGUUUACCAUAAUGGUAAUCCUGUGGUUGGCCCUUAAAAAAAUGAAAAAGAUCAGUGAUAAACUCCACUGCAAUUUGAUGAGCGUAAAAGAUCAUUUCUUUUACCAGCAUUCUAGGCAUUUUUGUUUAUUAUGCAUUGUGUUCUUUAGUUCAGUUUGUGGAGAAUUGUCCCGUUAUUCAUUUGGAUUUAAAAUCACAUUUAAAUAUUGUACAUUGUGUAACUUUGUUAAUAUAUUGUUUUUAAUAAAUCCUAGUAUGUACCAUGUGUUUUUUACCCGACUUCAAAAAAGAAGGAGGUUCUAUUUGACUG